Cotesia congregata is the source of this 7113-nucleotide messenger RNA. NCBI's taxonomy places the organism in Eukaryota, Metazoa, Arthropoda, Insecta, Hymenoptera, Braconidae. The record is from the annotation of a GenBank genome assembly.
AUGCCAUUGCACUUUGAAUACACACGUGCUCAAUCUGAGGAAAUAGAAGAAAGUAAUAAAAUAUUUAAAAAUGGUUGUCGGAGAGCCAAGUAUCCACAAUAUUAUGAGUGGGAUGGAGAGUACAGGAGGUGUACGACUGCACAACCACAAACGGAAAUUGAAACAAAGACGCCAGUUAGACUCGAUUUAUUGCUAUCCUUGGUGCCGCAAUCGGCUAGCGCUGACAAAUUGGUCGUCACGAAUGAUCAAUCGCCUGAGACUGGUAGAAAUAUCGGCACGGAAACGAUGCCACCUACUCGAUGUCUUUCUGUUGGCAGCCUCAUGGAUCUCGAUAGAAAUAAUUCGGAUCGUAUUCGAGAAAUGGUCGAAGAGGAGUCUCCGAGGACAAAUGCUAAUGACACUAAGAGGAAAUUGGAGAACACGCCUUCGAUGGAGGAAAAUGUUGAAGCAGGUGUUAAGAAGAAAGAUCGGUCGAGAAGAAAAGAACGGACUGAUGAUAGAGAGCCAAGAUCUUAUAGGUCUACUUCAAGACAUCAUUCCGCUCCAAUAACUAAUGCUAUUACUGAAGAGGCUAUGGAAGUUGAACCUAGUGUUGAGCUGGAUCUUCGAGACCCGGCUGCUGCUGCCGCUUGUUUAGAACUUAUUCGUGAAGCUCAAUCGAAGUCGCCGAGUAAGGAGCGAAGUAGAACUCCUGUUCCGUUGGAAGAAAAAGUUCAAAUGAAUGAGCAACAAGUUUUUAAGGAAAAUUUCAAUGAUACUAAUCAAGAUGUUAAGCCUAUUGCUAAUAAAUUGGAUAAUGUAGCGGAUAACUCUGGAGAAAAACAAUCUGUUGAUCAGGUAAUUAAUAAAACUCAGGUUAAAAAGUCGGUAAAAUCUAAAACUAAUGAUGUGAAGAAUAUUAAUGAUAAUGCUUCCAAACAAGAUGUGCCAAGUAAAGACAUUGAAUUAACACAGAAAGUAAAUUCAGAAGAGAGUGAAAAAAUUUCUACUCCUACGGAGGAAAAAUCUGAAGUGAAGAAUGAGAAUAAAAAAUUGAAACAAAAAUCACAGUCACUUGAUGAAGAAGCGGUUGCUCCGACUAAGCCAACGGAAAGGAGACGUUCUAAAAUAUUUGAGACAGCUGAAAAGUUCAAUCAACUUUUGUCAUCAGGCAGUGAACCAGAAAAGCCAAAGAAGAUUUUUAUACCUGGUGUUAACGUAGGUGGUGCUAAGCGAGCAUUUGAGCGUAAAGCGAGUCUCUCUUCCGUUGCAGUUCCACAGCCCGUUAAGUUAAAUGCGUCUAAGGUAAUAAUAGAUGUGCCUAAUGAUAAAAAAAAUGACAAGGAAGAAAAAUUAACUACUGUAACCAAGUCAGAGUCUUCGGUAAAGAAUGAAGAGGAGCGACGUCGGGAUGAAGAAAAGAAACGAGCUGUUGAUAUUAUCACUGGUGCCUUAGGUAAACCUCCAGUCAAGAAAAAAGUCAAUGGAUCGCCUCCAAUGACUCCCCAGAGUCAAGAGUCGAAAAAUCUUGGUCUAAAGAUUCAAUUGGGACCAAACGACUUGAGAAAUGCUACGGUGUCGGUGUCUACUCCCGUAGACACCAAGUAUCCAGACUUUGAAUCUUCUCCAGUAAAACCCGCUGCUGUUGCAAAUUCAGUGCCAACUACUCCAGAGUCAAAGAGUGUCAAUAAUUCGUUCUCCGACGAGCCAACAAUGUCAAGUAAGAUGGAGAUAAAACUCAAGAGUGCGACGUUACCUCGACCGAGAAAAACUAGUAAAGCAGAAAUUACAUUGGCGGGAGUUAAAGCACCUGAGCCAGCAUUCAAGUCGGAAGUCGAGGCCAAGAUCGAUGCUUUCCAUCCUCAAAAAUUGAGGACUCAAAAGUCUGAAGUCGCGUUCCCUGUAGCUGCGGUUACUUCUCAGGCUAACCGAAGUUCUAGCUUGGAGCCUGAGAGCAGUAAAUCAAAGAUUUUAGGAAAGGAGAGAAUAAUACCAAUUCACGUGGAAUCAGGUCAUCAAAUUCAGAACUCAGCGACUCCUCCGAAGCCACCGAUGCCCCAGCGAUCCAUGUCUCAGCGCUCGAAUUCGUUAUCGCGGCAGUCUACUGCAGAUUCAGACACUGACAGUGCUCUUGGCUCAACUGUUGGCCCCGAGCCGAUCAGAAAAAGUCCCAGGGAAUAUAUUAUUCCCAUUGCCGUUGAAGGAGGUGGAUAUGUCACUCCAAGAUCUGGCAGUGUAGAGCCCGAGAGUAAAACAAGCACACCCACUAGCACAAAUCCGCCACGAGCGAGGUUUGGAAGAGGCAGAAGAAUGGGCUCUUUGCUUUCUGACGCCAGUGAAGACGAGUCGCCAUUCUCUACGCUCCAUCGGGACAGCGAUGAUUUACUUCAAAGACACAUGCAUCGGCUGAGAAGUUCAAGACCUUCUAGACAAGCUCCAGAGCAUGCAGACAGCCUGUCAUCCGGCGAGGAUGACGAUGACGAUGGCUUUGAGCUUUUGACCGCUGAAAAUUUAUUCUCAACGCUUUUGUCGAGAGUUCGUAGUCUGACCCAGCGGCUCAAUGUUGAUGAUAAUCGAGGAACUGGAUUUCCUCGCAGCCGAUUGUUGGAUAGACUAGGUUCUAAUUCCUCUCAAGGAUUCUGGGGAAUGUCCGAACCUCUUUCAAGGCGAUUGGCAGAGUCACCAUUCAGACGAUCUCUCAGUCGCGAUACAGACAGAUUUGGGCGUAAGGAUUCAGCAAUGUCAUCAAAUCCUGGAACACCCACGAGCCUUGGAGCUCGUACUACGCCAUCACAUGAAAGUAUUUUUGAAUUAGGCAGCAGUAAUACUUUACCUCGAGAGUCACGUAAAAAGGAUCAAGAGUCUGAUUCGCGUCCCAAUUCCUCAACAAGUGGCACCCGCGAUAGCUUCACUCCAAGUCUUGCGCGUCGCCUCAGCAGACAAUUUAUCGAACAAACAAGACAAUCAUUGCCAAGGUCGCCGUCAAUACCGCGCGACCGACUCUACAGGUCUUCAACAGAGGAGCCAGAUUCUUUGUCAUCAUUGUUGCCAGAUCGUUCGAUGUACCGCAGCAAAUCAAGCGAUAGAAGCUUGAGAAGAACUAACAGUUUGUUGGAGAACGAUCGAGGGGAGAGACCUGAGUUUCGAUACAGGCGCAGCGUCAGUUUGUUCGAAGAUGAUGAUGAUGAUGAGACACUCCCACCACUUCCUAGGCAAGUUAUGACUCUUGGACGGAAGUACCGAGACACUGUCAAGGCUGCAGUUAAUGGAAUUCGCCGGGAUAAUAUUUGCUUGGCUGAGAAAAUCCAAGAGGAGCCUACUGAUGAGCUGACAUCACCGAAAAAAAAUUCAAUCCAAGUUCCUGAACAAGCUUCGCCUUCUGAGGGAACUUCAGUGUGUAAUUCAGCGACUAAUUUAGGAGAUACCACUUCUAGUUUGUCGACUAAGUCACAAGAAACUUCACCGGGAGAUUCUUCAUCAAAUAUCCAGCAGCAAGGAGAAGCUUUGAACUCUUUUCGCGCUGAUGCUAAAGAAUUUGAGUCCCGGCUUCUGGCUGCUGAGAAUUUAAUUAAAGAGUCAAAAUUACGCAACCUGGGACUCAAUAAAUUUGACCCUAAUUUGAGUUCUAGUUACAAAGAAACUGAAAAGUGUGAUAAACAGUUGCUGGGGUCUAUGACUGAUUUAACAAGUGGUGUUUUAAAUAAACGACGUAGCUGCAUACCGAGUUUAAGAUUGCGAUCUGGGUCUUUGACUCGAGAAGCUAUGGGUCGCAGGAGCACUUUGACUUCUCCUGAACCGGUUGAUAUUCGCGCUGCAACUCCUGAGAGAUCUUUGCUAAGUAAACUCUUCCGCUCUGGAAGUGUGAGCCGUGAGCGAGACUCUGAAAGCAAGGACAAGUCUCCAAAAACUAAGCGAAGGAUUUCAAGAUUUUUGAGGCCUGACUUUUUUGAUACUCCUAGGGAAGAAAGCCAGUAUGUUAAGGAUAAGGAAGCUCAGAAGGCGGCUGAAAAUGAAAGAAGAAAAUCGAGGUUUAUGAAGAGGAAGGAGAAUAAGGAUGUUGAAGAUGUUGAAGAUGUUAAAGAGAAAGAAGAAAAGCCUGAGAAGGAGUUGAAGAAUCAAGCUAAUGAAAUUACCAGGGAUCAAAGUGAUUUGAUUAAUUUUAAUAAGAUAAAUAAUUCUAAUGUUGAUAAUUUAAGCACGGAUAAAUUAGAAAGACAAAAUUCUAAAAAUAGUUUCUUCCAGACUUUAGAGAAGAAAUUAGAAAAACUCAGAUCUAAUGAUGAGUCACAAAAGGUGGAAUCAAGUGAUCCUUUGAAAGGAUCUACUGAUGAUUUGCAGAAAAUUAAUGGUGAUGUUAAAGAAGAAAUAAAUAAUUCUGUUGUGGAGACUUUAAGUGAAGCUGAUGUUAUAAAAAAAGUAGCAAGUAUGGAAGAUUUAACGAGUGAGCCGGCUCCUGCGGUAAAAUCAAAAGUUUCAAGUGUGCUGGGGCUUUUUAGAAAUGAUUAUAAGUCUGCAGUUAAUGGGGGAAGACAACAAACUUUGUUGAGCAAGUUGAAGAAAAAUGUUUAUCGAGGGUCACGUUCUGAUAGUGUAUUGACUCCUGAAGCUUCUAGUAAAAUUCCCAAGGCUAAAGCUGGAGAAAUUAAGCCUAGGAGAAGUUUAGAGCUUAAAAGAUCACCUGAGAAAGUUGAUAAAAAAUCUCCUCCGAAGGAGAAGGAGAAGGUUAAGGAAAAAAGUCCGCCUGAAAGAGCUAGUGUAGAACGAAAGUCUGUUGAGAAGCAAAUAAAGUUUCCCAAAAAAUUGACUCCGGAAAAGUCGAUUGAGAUUGUUAAAACAGAGAAGACAAGUUUGCCGGAGAAGGAGAUAAGGAAGUCUAAAUCUCCAGAGAUUAAAGUUGAUAAAACUUUGUCGGGCUCGAAGUUAACUAAGAAAAUAUCUCCGGAUAAGGUUGUUGAUAAUAAGAAAGCCGAGUCGAAGAAUAGUGAAGUUGAUGAGAAGAAAUUGAAGAAGAAAAGUGUCAAGUCGUUGAGUUUAACGAAAAAUGGGUCAGUUAAAUUGGAAAAAGAUGAGGAUAAAAAAUCUGAUAAAGUUAAAAAGGUCGUGAAGAAAGAAGUCAUUGAGAAAGAUGCUGAUGGAACUAAGAAGAAGAAAAUAGUUAGGGUUGUUAAAAAGGUUGUUAAAAAAUCAGAAAGUUCUUCUGAUAAGCCUGAAGAAAAGGAAAAAGAUAAAGAGAAGAAGACUUUGUUGAAAAAAAUUACCUCGAGUGUGAAAAAAGAAAGUAGUCCUGAAGCGGAUAAAGGGAAGAAAAUGCAAAAUAUUGAUUCAGGAUUGAUAAAUUGUGAAGCUUCUUCAAAUUGUCUUGAUAAUCUUUCUAAUAAUAUUAGUUCUGUAAUUUCAAACGUUAAAGAUCACAGUGAGCAAGAUAAUUCUAAGAUAUCUUCCAAUGAUUUAAAUCCAAACAUUUCUAACAAUUUAGAUGAAAAAGUACCCGUUAAUAACAUUGAUAGCAAAAUAAUUAGCAAAAACUUUGAUACAAAGACGCUUAGUAAAGAUUUAGACCUAAAUAGAUCCGAAGAAAAUACAAAAGUAAUUGAGAAAAGUUCUGAUUUAAAAGUUCCUAGCCAAGAUUUGGACACAAAAAUUGUUUGUAAUGAUCAAGAUACAAAAAUAAUGAGUCAGGAUUGUAAUAUUAAGACACCUAGUGAAGUUUUGAAUAUAAACAGUCCUAGUAAUAAUGGCUUGGAUGUGAUAAUAUCUAGUAAUUUGAAAGAAGAAAUGCCAAAUAAUGAUUUAGUUAAAAAAAUUUUAACUAUUCAUCAGGAAGAAAAGGAAGAAAUUAAAGAUUUGGAUAGCAAAGCACGAGCAAAUAGAAGUAAUUUAAAGCUGGAUUUAUCUAAAAUACCUCAACAUUCAUUUAAAAACGGUGCUGCAAAGAAAGAGUACAUCAAAGAUCCUGAAUUUUCAGAAAAACCAGAUAGUUCUUCGAAAAUUCAGUCUAUUUUAACGAAAGAAAAAGUUGUAACAGAAAAGCCACCUAAAGGAGCAGAUUUUGUUCGCCAGCUUUCCAUUCGGCCUGAAGAAGAGCUUAAGGUGGCUUUGAAGCCUGAGACUGAAAGAACAAAGCAAGAAAAUUCAAUUACAUCAACUUAUCCAACUGAAGACAUUUUGUCGCCGAUGGACGACGUGGAGAGCUUUGACUCCUGGUCAAUCUGUUCCAACGACAUGAAUCACCGUAGCAGUUUAGACCUGUGCUCGCCUACGUCUCCAGUUUAUUCUCCAUCGGUUCGUAGCGAGCAUUCAGAGUCAAUAAUUGACCGAAUUCGCAGAAAAAGUUUCUACUCUCGAUUUAACGAACGGAAGCGCAAGAGUUCUCUGUCUGUACCUUCUUCAGGACUUUCGCCGAGUUCAACUCUUCCUCGUAAGUUUAGCUUCCACUCUCGAGAUAGUAAAAAUUUGAGCUAUACCUCAUCUUCGAGAAGAAAUCCGGAGAGGACUCACAGUUUGUACAACGAAGACUUACCCAGUAUGAGAAAAUCUCCCGUUGAACGUGAUAGGUACUCGGACGGUUCUUAUCCCAGUGAUUUAAAGUCUCCCGUAGAUCACUACAAUACUUCUUCUUCUUCUUCUUUUUCUUUGUACUAUGAUCCUCUGAGACGUUAUAGAAUGUCUCCUGGUGAUUCGGCUAAUAGAAAGUACCAGAGUAAUGAUUAUGGGCUUGAUAAUGACUUGAAUAUGUACAAAAAUCCUCAGAGCACUUCUUCUUCUUCCUCUUCAACUUUAAAUGAUGUCAGUGAUUAUCGUAGUAAUACGUUGAGGAAAUACGGGAAAAAUCAACACAAAACUGCUGAUUAUUAUGAAGAUCUUCUUGCUCCAUCAAGGAUUGACUAUCUUUCAGCCCGAAAAACAUCUCCUUUACCAACAGAACCACUGGGAAGAAAUGAAAACGGACAUUACAAUGGGCAUUUUCAUCAAUCAGAUUCUGACAAAUGGAGAUACUCGGAUAAAAUUAACAGUCCUGAUUCUCCUGAAAACAGUGAUAAAAGUUGCGGAGAUGAUCUUAAGAGUAAUAGUCAAACAAUUGAAGAAUCUAAAGAAUUAUCAGCAGCUUGUCCUGACGCUGAGACAACGACUUAA